Messenger RNA from Musca domestica (house fly), 8020 nucleotides. Its product is annotated as histone-lysine N-methyltransferase trr. Gene Ontology annotation, molecular function: protein binding. Gene Ontology annotation, cellular component: nucleus. NCBI's taxonomy places the organism in Eukaryota, Metazoa, Arthropoda, Insecta, Diptera, Muscidae. The transcript is spliced from 7 exons. The coding region runs from base 144 to 7517 and encodes 2457 amino acids. The record is from RefSeq and is a predicted model, not a curated record.
GACGGUGUUACAUCGCCGGCGAUGUGGCGAGUAUUAGCUCUGAUCUCUGGCUAAGAGUGAAAAAAGAAACAAAUAGUUAAAAAAUAAUUAAAACAAUAAAUAAAAUAAAAGAUAGAACAAUUGAAGCUUAGCCUCACAUUAAAAUGUCGCAUCAACCCACGACGACAGAUUUUGAUAAAUAUGGCGGAACGUUUAAGGUAACAGCAUCGAAUACAAUCAAGAGAUCUUCUAACGAAAGCCACGAUGAUGAAAGUAAGAAAAUGCGAUUGGAAAAGAGUGGGAGUAGUAAUAUCCUGGCGACAUCUGCGAAUGUACCACAGCAGGCAUCGGGCGGUGUUAUAGCUAUUGGAUCUGGACCAGAUUCAACAACAAAGAAAUUAAAAACCAGGAAAAUAAUCAGCGGCGACAACAGUGUCACCGCGCAGCACCAGCAAUACCAAUUAAUAGUCGAAGAUAGCGCAAGUGCUGGUGCUUUCAGUGAAGAGAGUUGUGGAGGUGCGGAAAACAGUGCGAAAUUGUACUCUACGUCUGGCGGCGGUGGUGAGGAAAUGUUACUUAUCCGCAAACAAACUCCAGUCUCGAAUAAACUUAGUGAAAAUAAUGAUGUGGGCGUGGAGGAACGGGUUGUACAUAUAGAAGGUGACCCAGGAGGAACAGCAAGUUCCUCAUAUAUAACUGGUAUUAGUGGCAAGCAGACACCAAAACGGUUGCAAAUCGGUAUUGCAGAGGCAGCCAAAAAGAGUUUUGGGGAUGGCAUUGACUUGAAAUUAAUCACUACCAAUUGCGACCUAUCGGCAUCGGGCAAGAUACAAAUGCUUUCAGGGACGGAUAAGAAGCCGGAACAGCUUUUACUAGCUGUUUCAAGCACAUCUAAUAGCCCCCAAAACACAUUUACAUAUAGUCGGGUAUGCUCCGUGAGUAAUGUUGGUGGUCCCACUGGGGAAAGCAUGAACAUAAAAAGUCUUCAGGGUGCAACCAUAAAAAACCAAUCGUUGGUGGUGUCUUCGAAAAAAUUAUUGCCUGAAGCCAAAGUAUCCAUUGGAAAUACAACAAUAUCUGUGCCUUUACUUAAGCCACUCAGCUCACCUCAAAGUUCAUCAGAAAGUUCUAAAAGUGUUAUCCAUACCAUACAGACUAGUGCCGGGCAAUCGCCUCAAGCACAGUUGAGCAAAUUUUUGAAUAUUAAGCGGGGCCAAAAAGGAAGUCAAACCACCUACGUGUCAUUAUCACAACUUCAAAUUAAGCCUGUUUCCUCGGCGAAAAUUGUCCAAGCUAAGGUGGUAAGCAAAAAGAUUCCCCUACAAUUUCAAACAGUACAGCAGAACAAGCCUACAUUGUUGCAACAGUCGUCAGGUGUUGUCACAAUAACAUCCAAUAAAACUGAUUUACAGCAGAUUCCACAACAAUCAACGUCAGUAUUACAGAGCCAAUCUUCAUCACCACACAAAAAGCAACAGCACGCACUUGUAAAGGAGAUGACACCGGGAUCGAUUUUGAAAUCCUCACCAUCAAAUUCGAACUCUGAGGAAGUUCUGCCCACACAAUCUUCUACGCUGUCUGCAACAGGUAACACGACAGAGCAACCCACUUUAGUUACGGAAAAAACCCAAGUUAUGAAGAGUUCUGCAGCCGGAUCUGAUAACUGCGGCCCGUCCUUUGUUUCAGCCGAUUUCCUGCCAGUGGGAGUAAAAGUGGUUCAUACAUCUAGCGGCCUUAGAUCCUCUACUACUGGCGGUCACGUGGAUACAGUGGAUCAACUUCAAACGCAGUCGUCUCAAACAACACAAAGAAUAAAUAUUGGACCUACAAUAAGCAUAGUUAGACAGAACUCACCACAGCUUGUAACAACAUCCGGAAAUUUGUCAACCAUGUCCUUAAGUAUGGCUGACGCAGCAAGUGGCCAACAGAAAUUAAUACUAACAAAGUCGCAAUUUGCAAACGUGAACUCUUCAAGUAUUAACUCCACGUCGACAACGGGUGGGGGCAAUACGGUUUCAACCAGUAUUCCCCGAAACAUAUCAUUUAUGCUGACAAAAACUUCAAGCGGCCAGCAGGUAUUCACAAAUGCUGGGUCCAAAACAACUCUCUGUGUGACUACAUCCGCAAAUAAUCCAAGCAAGUCUAAUGCAACAACAAGGAUGAACUUGAAUAUCAAUCCAAGCUUGACAGCCUCUGUCUCCAGCUCAUCGACACCAACGAUUAGCGUAAACUCUUCUGCCGUCCCAAAAAGCGAUGCAGAUGCAGUGGGACAUGGUGAUGCUGUAACUAGUGCUCAGGAAUGCACAAAUACUCAACAUACUACACAGGUACAGGCCACACAACUUCACACAAAUGUUGUCCAAAACCGCAAAAUUAUCCAGGUGCUACCUGGUGGUUUGUACAGCAGUAGCGGGGGCAGUUUUGUUCAGAUUUCCAAAACCAAAACUGAUCACGAGGACGACAAGAAAAAGACCGUAGAGAUGGAACACCAUCAAACUACCACCAAUCAACAUUCUGUUCAGCACCAACUAUUGUCAGCACAACAACAGCAGCAGCAGCAACAGACUUCGCAACAACAACAUCAAAUCCAUCUUCAGAUACAACAGCAGCAUCAAACACAACAGCAGGUCCAAAUACAACAGAUUCAGACCCAGCAGAUUGCACAGUCGCAACAACACCUACAACAGAGGCAACAACUGUUGCCAAGACAUCAGUUACUGCACAAGCAUCAAAUGCAGCAACAAAUCCAAAAGCAGCAGCAACAACAAAUUCAACACCAACAACAACAACAACAAAUUCAACAUCAGACGCAACAACAAAACCCAACACAAGAUCCGCCGAACGAACCCUCUGCAACCCAAACAUCGUAUGCAUUAUCGACGAGUGAACAGCAACAUCCACCAACACCAUCGACUUCAUCAACAUCAUCCGAACAACAAUCUCAUAAAAUUUCAGCAUCCCAACACGAGCAAAAAUCACAUAUCAUUUCGGCACCACAAGCGCCCAAAAGUGAGGAAAGCAAUAAUGUCCUGUUGAAGCAAUUGCUGCAAAACACCAACAGCACUCCCAUAAACUGCCAAAACAACAGUCAACAUGCUCGAUCUAACUCGGCUGCAACCCCAACAACGGUCUUGCCAGGACGUAAAGUUAUAAAUGUUAGGGCCCCGAGUUUGGGACUUGUCAGUUCGUUAGAGGCGCAGCUGGCGAGGCCUGUAAUACCACCGGUUCCUGCUAGUGAAUCGAGUACGCAUUCAACAGUCGUAUCAUCGCCCAUGACGACAACAUCAACUGCCCAGUCUCCCAUUCAGAAAUCUGUAAAUGAUCACACAAAGGUUUCGUCGACACAUGUCGUUCUAUCUUCAGUAUCAACAAUAUCACAAUCAUCUUCCUCAAGCACAAACUCUGCUCCGAACCCGUCAUUAAUCAUAUCAACUUCGAAGACCUUGUCUCAGACCCCUCCAGAAAAGUCUAAAUUCACAUCGUCACCGUUAAUUUCGAAAGAGACUUCGUUUGUGUCGAAGCCCACAUUGCCAGAGUCGUCAAAUGAGCAAAGCAUAGAAAUAUUUUCUUUGCAAUCAACUGGCGAAAGUACAGGUAAGGGCAGUGGUGAGCCAGCGCAACGACACCAGCAAUCGUUUGAUCAGACUACGUUCAAAACAAGUCAUAGUGCACCGCAGAGUUCAACAACGACGAAAAUUACAAAAUAUAUGCCAGACAUAAAGAAGAUAGGCGAUAUGCCGCAGCAGCAUCAUCAUCAACAACAACAGCAACAAUCCGUAUCGGUAUCUAGGACUUUUACAAGCGGACCCGACAACAAGGAAAAACACAGCGCUGGUGCAAAUUUAUGCCCACAGCCGACAGUUUCCAGUGCAAACCCAUUGGGCCUAAGUUCAAAUCUACCACAUCAACUAUUGUCUGGGAUGCAGCCAAACAGUAAAUCGGCUCCGAAUCAAGAAGAUUGUAGCCUACAGCAAAAACCUAUGGAUCGACCAACUCAACAAGCGCAACAACAACAAGUACAGCAAGUUAGCAAUCAAUUUCUUGCCCAAACUCAAAAUGUGCAGCAUCAGGACGGCACAAAGGUAGGCACCUCGACAUCGAAUGUGGAAAAAGAGGAUCCAAAUUCAAUUAUACAACAGUAUACAAUACAUCAUCAACACACAAGUCAAAUGCCCCAACAGCCGCAUCAUACAAACCAUCAGCAAAACACCACCCCAAGUCCCAUAUCGACGACGCCCACUAAUUCAGUAGCAUCAACUCCGACAGGGGAAUAUCAACCACCUGUAAACGUUAUUAAUAAACAACAAUUACUACUUCAGCAGCAAUCACAAUCUCAUAGUCCUACAUCGGUGGCAACAAGCUCGAGUCCAGUCACAAAAGACAGCGAUAACCGUAAGAAGAGAAAACGUGAACAACAAAAACAACGUAAACAGUUGUCCAACUCUAAUGCCAAAGAAACGAGUGCCGGCGGCAGCUCCACCUCCUCCACAGUUAAUGCUUCAGCAGGAGCCACUGGUGCCAGUGCUGCUAAACAAAAGCGAUCGCGAAAAUCGCUCAAAUUGGAGGAGGACUAUGACUCCUUUAUUGAAAAUUUGAUGAUGCAUUUACGACAGAUGCCGCCAAUGCAAGUCUUGGAACCCCAACUAAAUGUAAACUAUGGGGUGUGCAAUAUGUUCGGUUGGCGGAAUUGCUCCAGUUCUAGUAAUUCACCCCAAAAAGAAAGUCGACAAAGUGAGCGCGGUAAUCUAUUUGAGCAGGAAUUGGAGGGUGAAUUUGGUGCGGCUUACAUACCUAACAAAGUGCCUUUUUAUGAUAUGAAAAAAUUCCGUGGACGUAAAACAAACGAGGACACCAGCGCUUCUUCAUCCAUACAAAAUAAUUAUUAUGACCAGGAGUUUUCUUCCUUUACGUACAAGUCGGAGCCGGAGAAACUAAAUAGUUGGAUGAAAGCCUAUCGCGAACGAGCUGUAGACACGCCCGAAAUCGUUAGCAAUAAUAACAAGUUUCCUCAGGAAACCUUUCCGGGCUUGAUUCUAAUGAGCAGUUCCCAGCAGAGACUGGGACGCAUGUCUCCAGUUAUUCCUUUGGUCAACUCAAUGGCCCUAAUUACCAAACGGAAGAAGACGCCAUUGAAACCACUUGAGAAUGAUGCCGAUGGUGGUAUGUUUAUGAAAGACUUUGCCGAAGAGAUGGACCACAAAGGAAUGGGUUUUAAAAAUAACGAAAACAGUCAAAACGUAAUUUUGUCCUUACCGACUUCAUCGGCAGAACGACUCUUAGACGUGCUGAAGAAUUUGGCAAAUCUUUUGCAAAUUAACACGCCGAUACCAUAUAAAGUGGUCGACGAUGGUGGUGAUGCCGAGUUCGAGGACAAAUCACCUCUAUCUCAGUUGUCCAGUGAUCGCGAAGUGGCUCUAAGAAACCUUCACAUCGAGGACAUAUUAAAUGGUCGCUCAAAGAUGUGUAGGCAAUGUGGCAGUGCUAUUAAGGGACGGUGUCUGAAAAACACUAACGAUAACACAAAAAGCUCGCUACAUGCUAAGUUAUUGCACCCAACUCAGCCAAGAUAUUUCUGCAAUAAGGUUUGCUUCGUACAGUUCCGGCUCAGUAGUCAAAAAAAGCAUUUAAAUACCACAUCAUUGGGAACGGAUUUAGUGUCUCAAGAGGGGCCAGCUUUCGACGCCGAUUUAAUGGAAGAUUUGCUGGACAUCAAGCCGGAUGUUUCACAGAUGUUGGAUGAGAAAAAGGAUAAAGUCGCGGAGGCCGCAAAACCGACCACCGAAUCGGAGGCAAAAGUCAACAAAAUAUCGUAUUGCUACUACAGUGCGAAAUGCUUUCAACCUGCCACACCCGUCAAACGUAUGUCUGAGAAAGAUAUUCGUGACAUGCUUUUCAAAAUGAACAUUACAAUGUCGAUAACAGGAUCUCAAGUAACAACAACAACCGACUCUGGUGGUAUUCAGCAGCCCAUUGAAGAUCGUCGUUCCUGUGUGUUGUGUUCGCAAAUUGGCGAUGGGGUUGCUGAUGGACCAUCACGCCUCUUAAAUUAUGAUGUUGACAAAUGGGUCCAUUUAAACUGUGCUUUAUGGUCCACAGAUGUGUACGAGACCAUCAGUGGCGGCCUAAUGAACUUUAAUACGGCACUACAGAUCGGACUGAAUCAAGCUUGUAACACUUGCCAGCAAUUAGGCGCCACCGUGAAGUGCUACAAGACACGAUGUGGUGCCAUGUUCCAUUUACCUUGUGCCAUACGCGAUCAGUGUGUAUUCUAUCAGAACAAAACGAUCCAUUGUCAAGCACAUGCUUCGCGCAAUGACAAGGAUAAGGAAUUGCCAACGUUAUCUGUGCCCCGGCGAGUAUUUGUUGAGCGCGACGAAAAUCGGCAGGUCGCCGCCAUAAUGCACCAUUCCGAAAUGGUAAACUUGCUGCGUGUAGGAAGUCUAAUUUUCUUGAACGUGGGUCAACUAUUGCCGCAUCAGUUGGAAGCGUUCCAUACCCAGAACUGCAUCUACCCCAUUGGUUAUAAGAUUAUCCGUUUCUAUUGGUCAAUGCGCCGGCCGAACAAACGAUGCCGCUACAUAUGCUCCAUUGCAGAAGUUGAGGGAAAGCCCGAAUUCCGAAUUCUUGUGCAAGAACAGGCCGAAUCUGACGUCGAAUUGCGCGAUGUUUCGCCUAAAGCAGUGUGGCAACAUGUUCUACAUUCGAUUGCCGAGAUGCGCAGAUCUCACAACUUAGUCAAGCUUUAUCCGGAAUUUGUAAGUGGGGAAGAUCUGUUUGGUCUAACAGAACCAGCGAUAGUCCGUAUCAUUGAAAGUCUUCCCGGAGUUGAGACUUUAACUAACUAUCGCUUCAAAUAUGGCCGCAAUCCUUUGCUGGACCUGCCACUUGCCUUGAAUCCCUCGGGAGCAGCUCGCACAGAACCAAAGCUUAGACAAUUAAUGGGCUGGAAGAAACAUCAUCCCCAGAGAACAUGUAGUUCUAUCAGUUCAUUGGGAGGUCACCAGGCAGCCCUGCCAUCAACCACUGCCGCGGGCGAGGUUACAUGUCCAUACAGCAAGCAAUUUGUCCAUUCGAAAAGUUCUCAGUACAAGAAGAUGAAGCAGGAGUGGCGCAAUAACGUGUACUUGGCCAGGUCUAAAAUAGCAGGAUUGGGUCUGUACGCUGCCCGUGAUAUGGAAAAACAUACAAUGAUAAUCGAAUACAUUGGUGAGGUUAUACGAUCAGAAGUAUCGGAAAUUCGUGAAAAACAAUACGAAGCAAGGAACCGCGGCAUAUACAUGUUUCGCUUGGACGAAGAUCGCGUUGUUGAUGCGACCCUGUGUGGUGGUCUGGCCCGUUAUAUAAACCAUUCGUGCAAUCCAAACUGCGUUACAGAAAUUGUGGAAGUUGAUCGUGAGUUACGCAUUAUUAUUUUCGCGAAGCGCAGAAUAAAUCGCAGUGAAGAGCUUUCGUACGACUACAAAUUCGACAUUGAGGACGAUGGCAGUAAAAUACCAUGUAUGUGUGGGGCACCCAAUUGUCGGAAAUGGAUGAACUAAGUGGGAAAAAUCUGCCACUCGCAAAAGAGCGCAGAGUAGCAAAAGAGCUCUUAUUCUUAGAUAAUAUUUUUUGUUUUAAGGUAAUUCACUUGAGGUAGUGUAUGAUAAUAAAUUGUAUACUCACUUUUCUUUAGGUUAGCAUUCACUGCUGCAUUAUUGACAAACAUAUUGUAGUUUUUAAGUCUUUUAUCGUUAAUCUUACUUUUUUAACUUUAAGUUUUCUCAUUGAUUGUGCUAAGUAUGUAUUUGUGGCACAAUUGCGAUAGGUACCAGUUUCCCCCAUUGAUUAUGUUGAAGUGCAUUCUAAUAUGCAUUGGUGUUAUAGAUGAUAGCAGUAAUGUAACAUUAUGUAAAAAACGUCGUCUAUAAAUUAAUUAUUGCCCUUAUUAUUACUAUUAUUGUUAAAUGAUUCAUCCCGGUAUUUGAUGUACGCUAAGUGAAGAAAAUAAGAAUAUUUUAUUAUAUUUGAUAAAUAUAUAGAAUAAAUUCGUGUACAAACAAAA